UGUUUAACAUUGGUUACAUUACAUGCAAGAUACUGGUGGAAGCUUUGGGUUCUUGGACGUGUGGGAUAGAAUGCUGCUCUCGCGCACUGCUCUCAGUAAGAACCUGUACGGCCUAGCGAGGUCAUGGUACGAGAGCGCCUUAGAACUGACGACGGAAGAACAAGCUCUCCGUCAGGAAAUGCUUCAAUUGCGGCUGCAAAUUGAACGUCAAGAAAAGCAGGCAAUUCGAAGUGACUCACCCGAGAAAAAUGCUGAUGGAAUUGUAGGGCCUCCGUUCCCUCAUCUUUGCUCUAACCACAUGCGGCCGCUGAGCGAUGAACAGUCGCGUCUGGUGUGUCGUCUGGAGCGUCUCGGGUCGCCCUAUCUGCUGCUGAUGCCUCUGCGUCUGGAGGAGGUCGCCCUCCAGCCAACAGUUGUUGUCUUCAGAGACUUCCUUACACACCGGCAAACGCGAGCUCUCGUCCAGCAAUCGCUGGCAAAUAGCGGAAGACCUGAGACGAACGACUCGCUGUCAGAAGCUCUCAGUUUACCGAUCACAAGCAUCGUAGGACCUCCCACACUCCAGCAGACGAAACUGUCGCACACUUGUCGUCUCGUGGCGGCUGCUAAUCGCAAAUUAGAAAUUCUUGCUAACUUCUGGUGGCCUUACUUGCAACCUUCAGCUGGAAUCUUGGUGCGCCAAUUUGAGCUCGCUGCCUCCUACAGUCACGAGCAGUCGACUUCAAACUGGGAAACCACCGCUGCAGCUCACGUCUUUCUUAUAGAGCCGAAACACAGGCUCAUGGCCCACGUUCAGCUGGUCGAGAUCGGCGCUGCGAUGCUGACCGUGGAUCUCGCCACGGCACAGGAGCUCACUGCGCUGCGCCGGAAGGCGCUGGCUGAGGGCAGGUUCAGGUUCCCCUCACUGUAUCUCGACCACGAACAACCCCUCGUACUGCAUGUCAAGUACACUCACCAUGUGACCUUCGCAAAUCCUCUCAUCAAAAUCAAAGGCCACAAGCUGGACUCGUACAUCUACGAGCGCGUAGGGUCGCGUCGCUUGGACAACGAGUGGAAGGACUUCGGCCACGAUUUCCUCCAACACGCGUAUGGCAAAAUGAUGCUCCCAGACCCUGGCCAUGUUGACGUGAACGAAGAUGACGUCGUCUUCCGCGUCCGCAACGUUUAAUUUGACGAACACACCUCCAGC
Hyalella azteca is the source of this 1189-nucleotide messenger RNA. RefSeq lists its product as uncharacterized. The transcript is spliced from 9 exons. The record is from RefSeq and is a predicted model, not a curated record. Bases 23 to 1168 code for a protein of 381 amino acids. NCBI's taxonomy places the organism in Eukaryota, Metazoa, Arthropoda, Malacostraca, Amphipoda, Hyalellidae.